CGGGGUGUACGGUCACCGGCUAGUCGUGAUUGGCCAUGUUUUCAGGAUAGUGAUACUUUUUUUUUGAGAGCGAUCUAACAAUAAUCCUAAAAAAGAAAGUAGUUUUCUUCCGCUGUGGUGUUUUUUCCGUGUUGAUACCGCCACGAUGGCCGAGGAUGUCCAGAAGCACUCAGUCCACACGCUGGUGUUCAGGUCUCUCAAAAGGACGCACGACAUGUUUGUGUCGGACCACGCGAAGUCCAUCGCACUGGAUGACGAGAGCCACAAGAUGAAGAUGGGUGUGAAACUGAAAGCGGAUUACAGCGCAGUUCUACACAUGCCGGUCCUGAAAGAAGUGGACAGAGUGGCGCAGCUUCCCAGCAGUUUGCUCGGCCAACAGAGCUUCACGCAGCCGGCUGAUGACCCAGAAUACCUGAUCACCGGGACUCAUGCUUAUCCCUCUGGACCGGGAGUGGCUUUGACUGCUGACACAAAGCUGCACAGGAAUCCAAGUGAGGGAGGCGUCCACUCCAUGGCGCUGGCUUUGCCACCAUCACAAUCCAGGCUGGACGUAAGUCGCACUGCGGCCAGUGUCGGCGACAUCCACCGACAUGCCGGAGGAGCAGAGAGAUCCCACCCCCCGUCCACCGCUGUGUCGCUGUUGGAGGGAGGCGGCACCAGAAAUUCUGCGCUUGCAAGGAAAGCACCGACCAUGCCGAAACCCCAGUGGCAUCCGCCGUGGAAGCUGUUUCGGGUCAUCAGUGGUCACCUCGGCUGGGUGAGAUCCAUCGCUGUGGAGCCUGGGAACCAGUGGUUUGUCACAGGGUCUGCUGAUCGGACCAUAAAGAUCUGGGACCUGGCCAGUGGGAAACUGAAACUCUCCCUGACUGGACACAUCAGCACGGUGCGCGGUGUGGCGGUCAGCAACCGGAGCCCUUACCUGUUCUCCUGUGGAGAAGACAAGCAAGUCAAGUGUUGGGAUCUGGAGUAUAACAAGGUCAUCAGGCACUACCACGGACACCUUAGUGCUGUGUAUGAUAUCGACCUUCAUCCAACGAUUGACGUGCUGGUGACGUGCAGCAGAGAUGCCACCGCAAGGGUGUGGGACAUCAGGUCAAAAGCCAACGUGCACACACUCUCUGGCCACACCAACACUGUGGCCACGGUGAGAUGUCAGGCGGCAGAACCCCAAAUCAUCACCGGCAGCCACGACUCCACCAUCCGACUGUGGGAUUUGAUCGCCGGGAAAACCCGAGCAACUCUGACGAACCACAAGAAGUCCGUCCGGACUCUGGCGGUGCACCCCAGACAAUACACGUUUGCCUCGGGUUCAGCGGACAACAUCAAGCAGUGGAUGUUCCCAGACGGCAGCUUCAUCCAGAACCUGUCGGGCCACAACGCCAUCAUCAACACUCUCGCCGUGAACUCUGACGGCGUCUUGGUGUCUGGAGCUGACAAUGGAACCAUCCACAUGUGGGAUUGGAGGACGGGCUACAACUUCCAGCGGAUCCACGCCGCCGUGCAGCCCGGAUCUCUGGACAGCGAGUCGGGCAUCUUCGCCUGCAAGUUCGACAACUCCGAGAGCCGCCUGAUCUGCGCCGAGGCCGACAAGACCAUCAAAGUAUACAAGGAGGACGACACCGCUACGGAGGAAAGCCAUCCCGUCAACUGGAAACCAGAAAUCCUCAAGAGGAAGCGAUUCUAAUCGUGUUUUUUUCUUCUUCCACCUGCACCUCGUGUCACCGUAACAUCGUUAAAUUUAAUUUCUACUAAACCUGUUGUAGAUACGCCUGGCAAGUUUUGCCCGCUACUCCUUUUUUCUUCUUCUUUUUUUCUUCCAAAACGACCACAAGGUCACGUUUUAUUCCAGAAACCAUUUGCAGUCCUCGUUGUACGACGGUAGUCCAACGAAGUCGCCAUUUUGAACGGCGAGGAACCUGCCGGAGUCUUUGUUCUUGAUGAUGACGGCUCUCCGGUGGCUCUGGUCCGUCGGGUCCACCAGCAUCAGCCACUCUUCAGUCGCAGACGGACUGACCUCCGAGUGGACCCGAUUCCUGCUGGGGUCAAACCCUGCAGAAGGACAUGCGCUGUGUGUCUUUCUAGGAUCGAUUCAUUCGUACACACACUGAAACAAGCGGAACCUUUUUUCUGUUUAUUUUUCGCUCUUUUAAUAAAAAACAAAAUGUUUCACUUC
Messenger RNA from Pseudoliparis swirei, 2173 nucleotides. RefSeq names its product pleiotropic regulator 1 (gene plrg1). Gene Ontology annotation, biological process: mRNA splicing, via spliceosome. The coding region runs from base 146 to 1684 and encodes 512 amino acids. The transcript is spliced from 15 exons. Gene Ontology annotation, molecular function: protein binding. Gene Ontology annotation, cellular component: Prp19 complex; catalytic step 2 spliceosome; precatalytic spliceosome. The record is from RefSeq and is a predicted model, not a curated record. NCBI's taxonomy places the organism in Eukaryota, Metazoa, Chordata, Actinopteri, Perciformes, Liparidae.